CUGCAAUCCGGCAGAGACGCUGUUUACUUCCGUCAAUAAUUGUAGCGAAACGACGCGCAACAAAGGAGAGAUUUUGGCGAAGGGACUGUCAGCGCGCCGACGGGGCGUAAGAGCAGCCAAAGGCCGCUGCCCGCACGACGUGCCGCGUCUGUUGUGCUUUUUCAGUUGUGUUUGGUGCUUUUGGAGCUGCUUUUGCAUUUUUAUCCAGCCGACGUCGCUUAGCUAGCAGCGAGACGAUGCCUUUCUUGGGCCAGGACUGGAGGUCUCCAGGAUGGAGCUGGAUAAAGACCGAAGAUGGAUGGAAACGUUUCGAAUUCUUUGAUCCCGACAUGGGCGAAAACAACGAACUUGACUUGGAAGACAGGCUGCAUGAUGAAAACAAAGAGAACCUCUUCGUAGAAGAUGUCUGCGAAGUGGCAGCUAAAAAGAGGAAGAAGGAUUUCUUCAACAACAGCACGAAAUCUCAGUUUUUCUUUCAAGAGAAGUGGAUUUAUGUUCAGAAGGAGAGCACAAGAGAAAGACAUGGUUACUGUACCUUAGGAGAGGCUUUUAACCGCUUAGACUUCUCCAGUGCGAUUCAGGACAUCCGGAGGUUCAACUACGUGGUCAAGUUGCUGCAGCUGAUUGCGAAGUCACAGCUGACGUCCUUGAGCGGCGCCGCCCAGAAAAACUACUUCAAUGUCCUGGAAAAGAUCGUAAGGAAGGUUCUGGAAGACCAGCAGAACCCGCGGCUCAUCAAAGACCUGCUCCGGGACCUGAGCUCCACCCUCUGCAUCCUCAUCCGGGAGGUGGGGAAGUGCGUGCUGGUGGGCAACAUCAACAUCUGGAUCUCCAGGCUGGAGACCAUCCUGAGCUGGCAACAGCAGCUCGACAACCUUCAGAUUACCAAGCAAAUAACAGGUGAUGUGACCCUCAGCGACCUCCCACUGCACAUGCAAAACAGGAUCCUGUACAAGUUCUCCGACGCCUGGGACAUCAUCAACUUGGGCCAGGCCACGCCCACGCUGCACAUGCUCAGUGAGGACCGUCAGCUCUGGAAGAAGCUGUGCCAGUUCCACUUCGCGGAGAAGCAGUUCUGCAGACAUUUAAUUGUGUCGGAAAAGGGGCAUGUGGACUGGAAGCUGAUGUAUUUCACCCUGCAGAAGUACUACCCCAAAAAGGAGGUCUACGGAGACACCCUGCAUUUCUGUAAACAUUGCGGCAUUUUGUUUUGGAAGGACUACCGCUUGGCUUUAGUCUUCAAGGACUCCGGACAUCCAUGCACAGCCAACGAUCCCGACAGCUGCUUCACGUCGGUGUCUCCACAGAACUUCAUUGACCUCUUCAGGUUCUAGCUCUCUGCCAGCAGCCCACGUCUUUCUCCGGAGGAUCGGAGACGUCAUCUUCACGCUGCUCCGUGUGCCGUUUCUGUUUAAGGGCUCCAUAAGAGUGUUUUCUUUUCACCGUUUUGCUUUUUUUUUUUUUUUUUUGUUCCUUUCCUCCCCCCCCCCCUCCCCCCCCCCGUAACCUAAUAAAUGAUCACAAAUGAAUUUCGCACAUGGCAGGGGCGUCAAGCAGGGUGGCAGGUGGCUGCCGUGGGACAUCGAAGACAGUUGGGCUGGUUUUGAAAUCUGUUGAUGUUUACAGAAAAUCGGCUGUUCUGCGCUUAAAAUGAUCUGUUGUUUUCCUGGGGUGGUCUGGUUUUGUGCGUGUUAGAUGGUUGGGUCUAUCGCCAUUUCCAUUGGAAUGCACUUUAUGUCCAGUAGGUCUAUUUUUCGUGUUUACCUGUGUUCCUUUUCUGUGCUGUGCAAUUACCUAAGGUAGCGACACAAAAAAUGUGCAUUUGUGUUUAACGUACAAUGAAUUUUUUUAUUAUUCCUUUUGUCACGCCUGUUAUGGAGAGGAAGGAGGAACAGCAUUAACGGCACUAUUUAUGAAAAUCGUCUUUUUGUAUUCUGAAUUUUUGUAAUAUUACCUUAUCAUUCCAGUAACUGAUACUUAACUGUAAGGAAGGACAACUAGCACGACUCUUUGCUAUGAACUUUCAUUAAACCUGAAAUGCA
Brienomyrus brachyistius is the source of this 2042-nucleotide messenger RNA. RefSeq names its product F-box protein 25 (gene fbxo25). The transcript has 11 exons. Gene Ontology annotation, molecular function: protein binding. Gene Ontology annotation, cellular component: cytoplasm; SCF ubiquitin ligase complex; nucleus. Gene Ontology annotation, biological process: protein ubiquitination. NCBI's taxonomy places the organism in Eukaryota, Metazoa, Chordata, Actinopteri, Osteoglossiformes, Mormyridae. Bases 237 to 1334 code for a protein of 365 amino acids. The record is from RefSeq and is a predicted model, not a curated record.